UCCGCCGGGCCGCAGCCACCGCACCGCCCCCAUGGCCGCCACCGCCGCCGGCGCCGGCAAGUCGCUGAUCCAGACCUUCCGCAAAUUCUUCAAGAAGCCGUGGGAGAUCACCGGCCCGUGCUCCUCGCCGGAGUACCGCAGCGCGGUCCCGGGCGCGCUCGAGUACCGCCAGACCUGCCCGGCCACCCUGCGCGACGACUCCCCCAGGGCCGUCAUCCCCACCUCCGACCCGGAGACCGUCUACGACAUCAAGUACUUCCCCCGCGACGGCCGCCGCAACCGCCCGCCCGUCCGCCGCACCCUCCUCCGCAAGCCCGACCUCCAGCUCUACAUGGCCGCCAAGCAGUUCGACCCCGCCAAGGACUUCCCUCCACCCUACGUCAAUACCGCCGUUGAGGAGGACUACAACGCCGUCGGCGGUGGCUACACCCAGUGAUCCAGGUCAUGUGGUCACACUCCAGCGGAUGCCAUUUCUGCUCUUCCUUCGAAGUCUUUUUUUCUUUUGUUUCAGAGGAAGUUUCUUGUUGUAAAAGAUGAUGGCGGCAAUAAUAUUGCACUUGCGAACUAAACCGGGAUGCGCCUACCUUGUAAGUUGUGUUACAGAAGUCAACCAGCCCAACGCUUAUGUGAUUUAACGAAAUUAUGGAAAAUUUGAAUCUUA
Messenger RNA from Lolium rigidum, 661 nucleotides. RefSeq lists its product as uncharacterized. NCBI's taxonomy places the organism in Eukaryota, Viridiplantae, Streptophyta, Magnoliopsida, Poales, Poaceae. The transcript has 2 exons. Bases 32 to 436 code for a protein of 134 amino acids. The record is from RefSeq and is a predicted model, not a curated record.